Messenger RNA from Pelobates fuscus (common spadefoot toad), 1327 nucleotides. RefSeq names its product coagulation factor X-like. NCBI's taxonomy places the organism in Eukaryota, Metazoa, Chordata, Amphibia, Anura, Pelobatidae. Gene Ontology annotation, molecular function: calcium ion binding; serine-type endopeptidase activity. Gene Ontology annotation, biological process: blood coagulation; proteolysis; positive regulation of leukocyte chemotaxis. The record is from RefSeq and is a predicted model, not a curated record. Bases 62 to 1168 code for a protein of 368 amino acids. The transcript is spliced from 6 exons.
AUUUUUGCUUAUUUGCUAACUACUGGCAUAGCUGCACCUUCCAAUUCCCAAGUGAAUCAAAAUGGCAGAUAUCCAGUCAAUGUUUUUAGUUAUUUUACUGCUUAUUCAUCAAACAGAACAAAAAGAGGAUAAUCUGUGUGAACCAAAUCCUUGCCGCCAUGGUUGGCCAUGUAAAGCUGGAGAUGGUCAGUACACAUGUCAUCGUCAGGUAGAAUCUCUGGGUGCAAACCACGGAACAGUUACACACAAUGCGUGUAGUGUAAACAAUGGUGGCUGCGAACAGUUCUGCAAAGUAAUAGAAGAAAAGGUGACCUGUUUGUGUACUACCGGAUACAAAGUGGGAGACGAUGAGACAUCCUGCAUUCCUACUGAUAAAUAUCCAUGCGGAAAAAGAAAACUAAACUUUUCCAAAACAAACAAAACUACUGAUGAGAGUUUGAUGAACCCAGUGCAAAUUGUGGAGGGAAGAGAUUGUAAACCCAACGAAUGUCCUUGGCAGGCCGUUUUGUUGAACAAUGAAAAUGAACCCUUUUGUGGAGGAACUAUUUUGAGCCCACAAUUUAUAUUGACAGCAGCCCAAUGCAUUAAUCAGACCAAGGAUCUCAAAGUUGCAGUUGGAAAACUAACAUUAAAGGUGAAUGAAGUCAAUGAAUCUAUACACAGAGUGGACACAUUUUUUUCCCACCGUCAGUUUUCUAGAUCAAGCUAUGAUUUUGAUAUUGCAAUAAUAAAGCUAAAGGACAACAUUACGUUCACGGAUAACAUUAUUCCUGCGUGCAUUCCCGACCCGGACUUUGCAAAACAUGUUUUGAGUAAUGAACCACAGGCUAUGACAAGCGGGUUUGGACGUUACCAAAAAGGUGGAAUCCAAGUCACAAACCUUCAGAUGCUGAACGUCCCUUACAUUGAUAGACAACAUUGUAAAAAUAUCAGCAGAUUUGCAAUCUCAAGGAAUAUGUUCUGUGCUGGUUAUGAACAAAAAGUUAAUUAUAUUUGUAACGGAGAUAGUGGAGGGCCUCAUGUCACCCCUUUCAAAGAUACAUAUUUUGUUACUGGAAUAGUUAGCUGGUCGGAAGGCUGCCCACAACAGGGCAAACCUAUAGUUUACACAAAGGUAUCCAACCUAAAUAAAUGGGUUACAGAAAUAAUGAAAAUAAACCAAGCCUGACUUGAGAAAGUUAUUCUUAUCAAUACUUAUUUUUAUGUCAUGGACAAAAUUUCCACAAUGUCGUAAUGUAAUUUCAGUAACCUGUUGCUUCUGUUUGGGCAAUGUGCUCAUUUUUCAUUGCACUGUAUUGAUAUAAUUUGCCAUAUGUCGGAAAGGUUU